AUAGAUAGUUAUUGCUAUAUAAAAUAUGGAAAUAAGGAUUCCUCGUCUCGAAGAAUACGGGCUUUCAGAGAAGAUGGGGUUUUUACCAGAUAAAGAGCCUUUAGCUCGAUUAACUAAAAAAUAUUAUGAGCCAUGGGAAAAAAUAAUGGAUCAUUAUAAUGAUUAUAUUCUUAUGGGACGAUUUAGAAGAGUUAUUGAUGAGCUUCCAAUUCUUUCAGUUGAAUAUCUGGAUUCUUUAAAAGAAAAACAACGAAGUUAUCUUAUUUUAAGUUUUAUGGCUCAUUCUUAUGUAUGGAUUGAGAAAAAACCAUCGGAUAGAUUGCCUGCAUCUAUUGCAAAACCAUGGGUACAAGUCUCAGAGAUUCUUGAAAUACGUCCUGUUAUUUCUUAUGCAGCAGUAUGCUUAUGGAAUUGGAGACACCCUUUUCCAAAUGAGCCUAUAGAUCUUUCAAAUUUGACGACGUUACAUACAUUUUCUGGUACAAAAGAUGAAUCUUGGUUUUAUCUUAUUUCUACUUUUAUUGAGAUUGAAGGUGCACCUUGUCUUCAGAUUAUUUUAGACACUAUUUCAGCAGCAUAUGCUAGGGAUAAGAAUACAUAUGUUUAUAAUAUGAAAAGGCUUUCUUUUUAUAUAGAAAAAAUUACAGAAAUUUUUUGUAGAAUUUAUGAAAAAUGUGAUCCAUAUAUUUUUUACUGGAAGAUACGUCCAUAUCUUUCGGGUUGGAAAAAUAUGGCUGAUACAGGGCUUCCAAAAGGUGUUAUUUAUGAAGGAUGUUCGGAAGAUUAUCGCCAAUAUUCUGGUGGAUCAAAUGGUCAAUCUGCACUAAUUCAUCUUCUUGAUAUUGCGCUAGGAGUUGAUCACCGCCCUACUGGUAUACUAUUUUAUAGAACUAAUGCAUGUAAUACACCUGUUCAAAAAAAAUGCAAUUUUUUUCAAGAAAUGAGGGAAUAUAUGCCAGGAUCACAUAGACGAUUUUUAGAACAUCUUGAAAAAAUUAUGAAUAUUAGGCAGUUUUCUCUUGAUAAUUCUAACGACCUUGAUGUUGUUUCUGCAUAUAAUGCAUGUGUAACUAGUCUUAAAACAUUACGUGAUAAACAUUUACAAGUUGUUUCACGAUAUAUUAUUAUUCAAAGUAAAAUUGAAAAUUUUGAGAAUAAAGAUUAUAAAAAGAAUUCUAUGAAUAUAGGUCUUGCACAACAUGUUAAUGAGAAAGAAAAUCUAAAAGGCACUGGAGGGACAAAUCUUAUUUCAUUUUUAAAACAAUUUCGUGAUGAAACUACUUCAUGUAUAAUUAAGUCAACAAUUAAGCCAAUGUCAUUAUUAGAAUCAUCUUCAAAUAAUAGGGCAAUAAAAAUGAAUCUUAGGAAUAUAUUUUGUUUAGCUGAAUGGAAUGAUAAUGAAUGGGGAUGCAUAGGUGGAUUAUGUUAUAGGUUCUAUUAAAUUUACCAAAGCA
Pneumocystis murina B123 is the source of this 1454-nucleotide messenger RNA. RefSeq lists its product as hypothetical. Gene Ontology annotation, molecular function: indoleamine 2,3-dioxygenase activity; metal ion binding; heme binding. The record is from RefSeq and is a predicted model, not a curated record. Gene Ontology annotation, biological process: 'de novo' NAD+ biosynthetic process from L-tryptophan. The transcript is spliced from 5 exons. Gene Ontology annotation, cellular component: cytoplasm. NCBI's taxonomy places the organism in Eukaryota, Fungi, Ascomycota, Pneumocystomycetes, Pneumocystales, Pneumocystaceae. Bases 26 to 1441 code for a protein of 471 amino acids.